This is a messenger RNA of Rhododendron vialii, 6220 nucleotides long. RefSeq names its product TMV resistance protein N-like. Bases 489 to 5888 code for a protein of 1799 amino acids. Lineage: Eukaryota; Viridiplantae; Streptophyta; Magnoliopsida; Ericales; Ericaceae. The record is from RefSeq and is a predicted model, not a curated record. Gene Ontology annotation, biological process: defense response; signal transduction. The transcript has 6 exons. Gene Ontology annotation, molecular function: protein binding; ADP binding; S-adenosylmethionine-dependent methyltransferase activity.
GUUUGGGAAGAAGCCAAGCCGAUACACAUGAUAAGCGAAGGAAAGACCCCUAUUUUAUGAUGCUUGGGGAAUGCAAGUUUGAUCGAGGAUUGGAGAGGAGAGGUGAAAGAAAAGGCUCGGGAUGGAUUUAGUAGCCUUUGUGCAAGCCGUAUGUUGUGAGAGUCAAGUACAAUAACAAGGGGGAAUGUUCACCCGCUUUAAAAAUGAACAAACAGAAUUGAACUCUGUUUCUUUUGCCACAAGACUUCCUUCACUCUGAUCAUUUCAAAGCUGAUCAAUAGUAGUACUACCUGCGAUAUUAGCGAAGCUUGCCUAAAAUGUACGCAACACUGUGGUGAACAAUUAAAUAGAAAGGAGGAAGUUACAAAGUUGACUUUGUGAUCAUCUCGUUGACUUUGUGAAAAUUUUGCUACAAAGUUGACUACAUGCUUCCAAACUUUCUCUAAUUUCUCUCUCUCAUCCGUCUCUCACUCUUCAAGCUUCUUCCAAUGGCCGCUCCAAGAACCCACGAAGCCUCCACUUCCACCUCCCGCCACGCCUACCAAGUCUUCUUGAGCUUCCGAGGCAAAGACCUCCGCAAGACCUUCAUCGACCACCUCCACACAUCCCUAACCCAAGCCGGAAUCCACACCUUCAAAGACGACGACGAAAUCGAAACAGGCCAAGACAUCGAGUCCGAGCUCCAAAAAGCAAUUUCCCAAUCCAAGAUUUCACUCGUAGUUUUCUCCAAAGGCUACGCUUCCUCCACGUGGUGCCUCGAUGAGCUGGUGAAGAUCGCGGAGCGCCGGAGGGUUUGCGGGCAGGUUGUUUUGCCUGUUUUCUACGACGUGGACCCGUCUCAUGUGAGGAAACAGAGUGGGGCGUUUUUACAAGCGUUUGGUAGGCAUGAAGAAGAGGCGGGGACUGAUGAGAAGAAGGAAAGGGUGAAGAGAUGGAGGGAGGCUCUCACAGAAGUUGCUAAUCUUGGAGGGAAGGUUUUGGAAAAUGAAGCUGAUGGGCAUGAGUCGAAAUUUAUCCAGGAAAUCGUUAAACAGAUUUCAAGUAAGUUGAAUCGCACAGUUUUGAAUGUUGCAUCGCACCAAGUUGGUAUUGAUGCUCGCGUCAAGAACAUUGAUUUGUGGCUACAAGAUGGGUCGACUGAAGUUGGUGUAUUGGCGAUUUAUGGUAUGGGUGGAAUAGGGAAGACCACAAUUGCCAAAACUGCUUAUAACCAAAACUUCGACAAAUUUGAUGGCAGUAGCUUUCUUGCAAAUGUUAGAGAAGCUUCAGAACAACCCAAUGGUUUGGUUCGUUUACAAAGGCAACUUCUCUCGGAUAUUUUGAAGAAGAAGGUCGAAAAGGUACACAAUGUUGAUGAAGGAGUCAUUAAGAUUAAAAAUGCUGUAAACUGCAAAAGAGUUCUUCUUGUUCUUGAUGAUGUUGAUGAUUUAGAUCAAUUAAACGCUGUAACGGGGAUGCGACAAUGGUUUUAUCCCGGAAGUAAAAUUAUCAUAACAACUAGACAUGAGCGAUUGCUCAAGGCUCAUGAGGUGUGUGAGAUGUAUAAGGUUCAGGAACUGGAUGAUAAAGAAUCACUUCAGCUCUUUAGUUGGCAUGCCUUUGGACAAGACCAUCCAAUAGAAGGUUACGUUGAGCUCUCAGAAAGAGUUCUACAGCAUUGUGGAAGGAUUCCUUUAGCACUUCAAGUAUUGGGAUCUUCAAUGUCUGGAAGAAACAUAGAUGUUUGGGAGAGUGCAAUAAAGAAAUUGGAAGCAAUUCCAGACAGUCAAAUCCUUAAAAAGCUUAAGGUAAGCUAUGAUUCUCUAGAUGAUGACCAUGACAAGAACUUAUUCCUCGACAUUGUCUGCUUCUUUAUUGGAAAGGACAAAGAUUACGUGGUUCGAAUACUAGACGAAUGUGAUUUUUUCACCAUAGUUGGGAUUCAAAAUCUUAUUGAACGCUGUCUCUUAAUGAUUGGUGAAGAUAAUAAGAUGAAGACGCACGACUUGAUUCGGGACAUGGGAAGAGAGAUUGUUCGCCAAGAAUCACCAGAGGAGCCCGGGCAGCGUAGCAGAAUAUGGAAUCACAAUGAUUCGCUUUCCGUAUUAUCUGAGAAAACGGGUACAGAAACAGUCAAAGGUCUUGUGCUUGACAUGCAAAUGUUUAUGGAAGGCCAGUCUGUUGGACAAAUCUUCAGUAGUGAAUCUAAUGACGCAAAAAGAAAGCGUACCCAAGAAUUUCUUGACGAAUUACUGUUGAUAGACCAAGGUAGGUCAUUGAAACGAAGACGGCUUGACUUAUCAAGGCACUCAAUAGAUGCUCUCUCAAAAAUUGCUAAUGAAGCAGGCUUGAAAACUGAUGCAAUUGCGAGGAUGCACGAAUUGAGACUACUUCUGCUCCAUUAUGUUAAGCUCACUGGCUGCUAUAAGGAAUUUCCUAAAAAAUUGAAAUUGGUCUACUGGCGCGGAUUUCCUUUAAAAUCUAUACCCAAUGAUUUUCCCCUUGAAAGCCUGGUAGCUCUUGAAAUGCGUAACAGCAGCUUGAAACAAGUUUGGAGCGGAACCAAGGUGCUUAAGUUAUUGAGAUUUCUUAAUCUGAGUCAUUCCCAUAGUCUUACUAAAACCCCUGAUUUCUCCAGACUCCCUAAACUCGAAAGGUUGAUUCUGAAAGAUUGCAUAAGAUUGGUUGAAGUUCAUGAAUCCAUUGGAGAACUGGAACGAUUGGUUUUUCUAAAUCUAAGAGAUUGCACAAAUCUUCGAAAGCUUCCAAAAAGCAUUUGUCAGUUGAAUUCCCUUGAAAAACUCAUUCUCUCUGGUUGCUCAAAUCUCAUUGAGUUGCCUAUUGAACUUGGAAAGCUUGAAUCCUUGACAGUUCUCCAUGCAGACAAAGUUGCUGUUAACCAAUUGGUGCCUACCACCGGUGAGGUGAAAUCAUGGAAGGCUCGCUUCUGGUCUUGGGUAUCCAAACGAAGUAGAAGCCCAGAGUCCAUCGGAUUUUUUUUGGCUACUUUAUCACACUCAUUAGUGAAAUUAAGCCUUGCAAACUGCAACCUUUCAAAUGAUGCCAUUCCCAUUGAUCUUAAUAGCCUGUCUUUGUUGCAGUACUUGAAUCUUAGUGAAAACCCAAUUAAUACCCUACCGGAGAGCAUCAAAGGUCUUUGUAUGCUCCGAGACCUUUGGGUAGAUUCAUGCACUGGCCUCCAAUCACUUCCUGAACUUCCCUCGAGUUUAGUCACGCUCAAGGCAGUACAUUGCACAUCUUUGAAAAGAAUAACAAAUCUACCAAACCUGUUGAAGUCGCUGUUUUUGGAUGUUAGCGAGUGUAACAACCUAGUUGAGGUCCAGGGAUUGUUCAAGUUAGCACCCAUAGGAGACUUUUUUCCGGAAAUGAUCAAUGAUUUGGGAUUGUUCAACACGGAAUUGAUUGGAAACAAAGAGGUGGAAUUGUUCAACAAUAUGACAAAAACAAGAAUCAGAUGUACUGUGCAGGUGCGCUCUCUCUCUCUCUCUCUCUCUCUCUCGCGCCCGCAUAUGCUACCUGAAACGUGGAUGGAUCUAGUAUCCUUGGAUUUUGAUUUUAAUACUGUCACUCUCUUUGGGCAGGGACUUUAUGAGUUUGGGAUAUUCAGCUCAUCUCUCCCUGGGAAUGAGAUACCCGACAGGUUCAGCCAGCGGGCUAAAGGAAACUUCAUAUCAUUCAAUGUGCCUUCAGAACCUAAUCUCAAGAUGCGAGGCUUCAGUAUAUGCUUCGUCUACUCACGUUCCAAGGAUCGCACAUUCCGGUUUUGGGGUGAAUCUUCAUCCAGAAACUGGUAUUCGUAUUUCAUCAAAAUCAGCAAUAAGACCAGGGGUCAGAAAUGGAUAUAUAGCCCCACUUUCCUUGGUAUUCCAAGUGCUGGAGAAGAUAUGACAUGUCUAAGUCAUUGGAAGUUUGAGAAUCAGCUGGCAGAUGGUGAUGAAGUGAGUGUAUCGGUGGUUGGGUUGAGUGUUACUUUUCGCAUAAAGGAAUGUGGGAUCAGCUUCGUGUACGAGGAGCAAAAACAGCAGAAGGGAACACCAACAAAGAGUGAAGAAGAAGUAGAAGAAGAACAAGUAAUUAAACCUGUCGAUGCCCGUCCUUUUCAAAACACGAUUGAUGGUCUUUUGUCUGCGUAUCAGCUGAGGAGUGGUGAAUAUUUCCUCUCACACCCUGAGUACUUCAUACUCGCGGAAGGUUCAAACAAUAGUGAUGCAGUUAGGUCUGUUUUGUAUGAAAACUUAUUUCAAGACAAUGUGCAAUGUACAGGGUCUACAUAUGAGGGAGGCGAAGAAGUAGAUGAUGAGAGUGAAGAUUAUUUUGAUGAUGACACUUAUGACGACGUAGAUGAGGAGGAGUUGAUGACCAUAUUGGGUUGGAAGAUUUUCUCUAGUCAAACACCACUCCCCAUCCCACUCUUUCCAUCACCUGCUUUGAUCCAAGAGCUUCAGAUGGGAGAUGAAGACUACUUACCAAGAAAACGGCUACACCAGCAUUCCCAUAUGCCGUACAAGCUCAAACUGCUGGUCCUGGCCAUAAUAUCCAACCUCCUGACCACUACCUACAUCCUCAGUGAUGGACCCAGCUCCUUCAACCUCCACCCAAUUUCCAAAUACACUCAACACCUCUCCAUCCCUCUCCGCUGGAAGCCCUCCUCCGCUCUCCUCCGCGAGCUCAACGCCACCCACCGCCAAGUCACCGCCACUCACCGCCUACUCACUGCCACCUUUCGCCAACUCACCGCCAACCAACGCCAACUCAAGGCCACCCACCGCAAACUCACCGCCAGUCGCUCCCAGAUCGACGAGUUGACCAAGCAGCUGAAGCUCAACAAUUUUAUAGUGGGAGCACUCGUAAAGGAUCUCCGCCGCCUCAAAAAUCCUACUUCAGCCAACCAAAUCAUCAACGACCCCUCGAUUCUUAACUACAUUAAUGGUCUUCCUAACGAAACAAAGCUCGCCAUCGGGCCCCACAAACUCCCGCUUGGGCACUCGUCCCAAAUGGGAUCCGACCAGCUCUACCUUCCCAUUGGAGGAGCUUGUUUGGAGUACAAAGACGAGUUAACUCAGUACAUGACAUAUACAGUUGGAGGUGAGUGUCCGGUUGAUGACGUGUUUGCCCAACGACUCAUGCUGAAGGGGUGCGAGCCACUCCCCAGGCGUCGGUGCCACCCAAAGGCACCAGCCGGAUAUAUCAAUCCCACACCAUUGCCGGGCAGCCUCUGGGCGACCCCACCCGACACGAGCAUUGUGUGGGACCCAUACACUUGUAAAAACUACCAGUGCCUCAUUGACAGGGAAAAAACACAAGGGUUCUCUGAUUGCAAGGACUGUUUCGACUUACAGGAGAGAGAGAAGAGCCGGUGGCUCUUCGACGGAGGCCUCGACUACGGGAUCGACCAAGUACUGAGCACGAAACCCCAUGGCACGAUCCGCAUCGGGCUCGACAUAGGCGGAGGGUCCGGCACGUUUGCCGCCCGAAUGAAGGAAAGGGAUGUGACCAUCAUAACCAUUUCGAUGAAUUUUGACGGGCCAUCCAACAGCUUCAUUUCGUCGCGUGGGCUGUUGUCCAUGCAUCUGAGCAUCUCUCAGCGGCUCCCCUUUUUCGAGAACACGUUAGACAUAGUGCACUCGAUGCACGUCCUGAGCAACUGGAUACCAGAUGCGAUGCUCGAGUUCACCCUGUAUGAUAUAUACAGGGUUUUGAGGCCCGGGGGAUUACUGUGGCUUGACCAUUUCUUCUGCUUGGGGCACCAGCUGAAUGCGACGUACAUUCCGAUGCUGGAUGGAGUUGGGUUCAAGAGACUCAGGUGGAAUGUUGGUUUGAAGCUUGAUCCCCGGGUGGAUGAGAAUGAGUGGUACUUCUCGGCCCUGUUGGAGAAACCGAUGAGUUAGUAACUAUACUGAAAAUGGCUUCUUUGUUAGAGAUAGGACAGAUUUGUGACUACAAAAGCAUAUUCUAUCUGGAAAUCCAUUGAAUGGUUCAACAUGAAUUUGGUUUAGAUCCCCCAGGCAUGAUUACUGACCUGACCUGAGUUACGACGAUAAAUCAAGGAGUUUUAUGAGCUUGCGAUGACUGAUAGUUUUUUUGUUGAUGAAGCCAGUACCGUGCCAUUCUACUAAUCGAAACGAAUCAUGGGAGGGCCUUACGGCUCUAGAAAUUUAAAAUCAACGAAUGCAAUAGUUACUAUGUAGAACCGAUUGUUCAUUUGUGGAGAUCAAAUUGU